This is a messenger RNA of Coniophora puteana RWD-64-598 SS2, 1749 nucleotides long. RefSeq lists its product as uncharacterized. The record is from RefSeq and is a predicted model, not a curated record. Lineage: Eukaryota; Fungi; Basidiomycota; Agaricomycetes; Boletales; Coniophoraceae. The transcript is spliced from 5 exons. Bases 1 to 1749 code for a protein of 582 amino acids.
AUGAACUCGAACGUGUCUACCGAACCAUCCCAAGCCUCUGGCCUUCGUGCCCACCGUCACCACCACCAUCCCCAGCAGCCGAUGCUCAACAUGCGCAUCCCGCGAAGCGACGCCGACUCUGACCGCCUCGAGACGUUCCUGGCUACUCGUCGCAACCGCGACCAGUUCUGGGAGCCCUUCAUGUUCGAGACCGUCGACCAUGUCUCCGUCGGUCGUACCUUCCGGUACGCGUUCCAGCACCUCUACGGUGCCCUCCAGGACUCCUGGGACCUCGAGUGUCUCCCUCGCCAGUUCGAUCGAACCUACGGCGAGAUUAUGGGUGACUACAUCACCACCGCCCGCAGCACUCACGUCCAACUCGGUCGCCUGAGGCAGGACCUCUACGACCUCCUUCGUGCUUUCGGCGGCGCAGCGCGCCACCAGCACCUUGUCGACGAACAGCUCUCUGCUGACAACAGGGACGACGACGACGAGACUAGCUCAGUCUCAAGCUCGUCAACCUCGAGCUACGGUUCUCUUCUCCCUCGCAGUGAGUACUUCACUGCCCCUUCUCAUCUCCCUACCCGUCCAUCGUCGCCCAUCACCAACGGGAACGGUCAUCAUACUCCUGUCACACCUCCCAACUCGAGUGCUGACAAUGAUACCAUGAUGACAGAUCAAACCGUUUGGGCGCCAACGUCGGCGAACCCUUACGCCAACGGGGACGGACGCGAUGCCGAGGAGAGAGGGUGGAGGCGGGAGGAGCGACUCGACGGCUGGCACUGGGUCAGGGUCGAGCACCUCGACGAGAAUGAGAAUAGGGAGGAGGAACCUCAGGAGGAGGAACCCCAGGAGGAGAUGGCAGUCGAUGAAUGGGGCGCCGAACCCUUCGAGUGGCCCGCUACACCCAUCCCCACUCCUCCCACUGUCGACAACGAACUUGCCUUCUUCAAGGAGGAACCUGUCGACAUCUCUCUCCCUCCCUCUCCUCCUCGGCUCCCAAUCAGCCACGAGCGUUCAACCGCCCGUUCAACGUCACCUUCCCCCUCGGUCCACUCCUCGUCCUCGUCCUCGUCGUCCAUGUCAUCAUUCGACAUCACGCCCGCCCCUGCGCACCUCGCCACCAACAUUGAGGCGCCCUACGUCGAUCGUCGGAGGGACAACUCCACGGAAAUCAAGGUCGAGGCUGAUGCCAACGGUUACCCACUCCCUAUUCAGGGAUACCAGCCUUCGGAGGAGUUAAACCAGGCGGCAACGCAGUACCUGAAUGAUCUUCUCCUCUCGCCAUCGGAGUCGAGCUCAGGGUCCAGGUCAGAGGACAUCGAGGCGUCACGAGCGUUCUGGGACUACCCCUCGCCCCCAUUCCUCUCCGACAAGUCGACAUGGUGGCGCCUCUGGAACCGCAAGCAUCCGGGCCCUGCGGACCCCCAGUCCCUCGUCGAGAUACGACCCGAUUGGAACUGUGGCGAGCCCGUAUGGAUCAAGAAGAGGAAUCUCGGCGUCAGCUGCGAUCUCUGCCGUCUGGAGGGACACGUCCGAUGGGAGUGCAGAGAUUACUUCUGCACCGGUUGUUGUACCUUCGGCCCUUCCCAUCCUCUCCGACUCUGCCCCUCUCGUCGCUCUCACCCCCCGACCCCAGGUUCAAAGGUCCCGGAAUGGCGACGUGCGUCGGCGGUUAAGGAGAUGCAACGCGGUGGCCGACCUCGACAAGGUCGACUCGAGAAGGCCCAGCAGAAGAUGAACCCCCAAAAGACGGUUAGGUUUAUCUGA